Messenger RNA from Meriones unguiculatus (Mongolian gerbil), 5910 nucleotides. It is a transcript of the gene Angel2, whose product is annotated as angel homolog 2. The record is from RefSeq and is a predicted model, not a curated record. Lineage: Eukaryota; Metazoa; Chordata; Mammalia; Rodentia; Muridae. Gene Ontology annotation, molecular function: mRNA 3'-UTR binding; 3'-5'-RNA exonuclease activity. Bases 2376 to 3503 code for a protein of 375 amino acids. Gene Ontology annotation, biological process: 3'-UTR-mediated mRNA stabilization. The transcript has 8 exons.
UUUUGCAGUGUGAAUUUAUGUUGUAAAGUGUGUGAUGGCAGAGACUGUUGGCUGUGUCUGUGGUUUGAGAUUGUCCUCCAUGGAACCCAGCACGUGCGCACACUUGUACCUGGCCAGUAAAAACAGAUGUGGUCAGAUGGGCUGUGUGUUUUCCCCUCAGCAGAGAUUUAGUGUCCUUAUGAAAAGCAACCCCAAAGGGCUCCACAGCUGUACAAGUUUGAAAGCCACCAUAUUAAUCAGGUAAUCCUCUGGUCCUAGUUAUUUAAGAAGUACAGUUCCAGAGUUGUUUCCAGAACAUACAGUUGUGAUUACAUGCCACUCUAUGUACAUAUCAAGGAGCUGCAAUGAGUGUUCUAGACCUCCACUUUUAUAGUUGACUGUGGCAGUGGCAGAGGGUGGUACUGUGGUGUGGGUGAAAGUCCACACAUUGCAUGAUGGAGCCCUUCCAUCUUGUUCAUAGGAAGACUUCAGUGUGUGACUAAACCAUCAUGGGACGGCCUUUGUUGGUGAAUGGGGUUCAGUGGCUGUCAGUACCGCUCUGUGCAGCUCUGUAAACCUGUGGGAUGGAGUUCUCAGUUUCAGUGCAGGAUAGGGAAAGCCUAACUCAUUCUGCUCACCUGGGGAGGGACUGCUCGGGACAGGAUUCGGUCUCGCCCUUCCCUUAGCACCUUCACACCAUUGGCUCCUUUGCCUGCUCCGGCCCUCACUAAUCCCAACUAUCUUCUGUCAGGUCAGCAUGUCUAGUCCUUCCAUGUAGCAGGUAGGUGCUUAGAUCCUGAGGGAGGUAAUCUGGGAGAGCUGUCUCACCACCACCCAUGCUGGUGCAGCUGUGCUUUGAUUAUGAGUAACUACAAGCUGGGGCGUGCUCCCUUUUCACUCUGCAUACAACUGUACUGUUUCAGUCUAUUUCCUUUUCACUUUGUUUUGUUUUGUUUUGUUUUGUUUUUGGAGACAGGGACUCACCUUGUAGCCCAGGCUGGGCUCAAACUCUUGGCAAUCCUCCUGCCUCACCCUCCUCAGUUCUGGGAUUGCAGAGAUAAGCCUCAUGUCCAGGCAACUUUAAUUAGAAUUUCAGGCAUUGUAACAUGGUGCAAUGAAAACCUGAUGAGGAGAGAGGAAGACAGUCUGAGACUGAAGGCUGCCUAGACCCUCAGGACACUUGGCUCCCCAUCUCCACAUCUGUUCUCUUCUGCUAGGUUCUCUCUUCUUUGUUGAGUUCGUAGGUUAACUAAAUGUUCCUUCUCUUCUCAUGGCUUCCAUGACAUUAAGCAUAUUCUCACAAACGUGACACAAUAAGACACAAGAUCAAAGGUGAACCAUGCACUUGCUAUUUUUUUCUGGCAGUAAGCAUUGAACCAACUUGCCAGAUAAGUGCUUGACCACUAAGUUUGUUAUUACCAGCCCUUGUUUUGGGGGUGUUUGUUUAAUUUCACUACGGGUAGGCCAGGCUAAUCCUGAACUUCAGCCUUCUACUUCAGUUUCCCAAGUGCUGGGAUUAUAGGCAUGUCCACCAGGCCUGGCUACGAGUAUGUAUGUAUUCUCAUGUGUAUAUACACACAUAUAUGUGCAAACAUGCACCAGUGGGAGCUGAUAAUUUCUCAGUGGAGGAGCAUCUUUACAGAAUCUCCUAUUUUUCUAUCCAUUUUCACUGCUUUUUCGAAGAACGGUUUGUCUGUGGGUAGCAUGAUGUGUGGUGCAUUCCCAGUGGUUGUGUGCAGGGUUCAUUACCCGGUGGUUGCUGUUUGUCUAGAGCAUUCUGCCAUGUCUUGUCGACGUUUGUUGUGGUAUACCUAUACCACAAGGCCCAUUUUAUAACCUAUAAUCUCUAAUGCUUCAUCUUGUUCAUCCUGUCUGCACUUGCCCACCUUUAGCUUUUAGACCCUGAACACUGUCCCCGCCUGUUGUCAUUCUCUGCCACCCUCCAUGCAUGUGUAAACCAGAACUCUGAGGUAAUGAUCUGAAGUAACUGGGGAAUGAAAUGUGCUGGGAAAUCCUCUCUGGAAAGCCAGCUCCAGCGGAGGCUCUCCUUGCAUUAAAGAACGUGCUAAGAUGGCUGAUGAAGUCUUAACCAAAGACAAAUAGGAAAAUGCAGCCACACACAGUCUUGCGUUUCCAGCCUUCAGAGAGAUUUGGUAGCCGUCAGUCAGCACCUGGGCUGGCUGCCUUGGCAGCCCACGAAGAUAGCUGUGACUGUCAGUGUUCUGCUGCUGUUUCCAAGGAAGAACAUGUACCCAGCAGCUGUGGGCGUUUUCUGAACUAUAAAAAGGAAUUGGGAGUAUUUAUAUGGCCAUAAUAAAGAAAAAACGAAGGACCUAGAAGACAAAGCUGCUCACUCCACGUGUGAGGACAGUGAAGAGAAGUUUGACUUCUCAGUGAUGUCUUACAAUAUACUCUCCCAAGAUUUGUUGGAGGACAACUCGCACCUCUACAGACAUUGCCGGCGUCCAGUGUUACACUGGAGUUUUCGGUUUCCCAAUAUUCUCAAAGAAAUCAAACAUUUUGAUGCAGAUGUGCUCUGUCUACAGGAAGUUCAAGAAGAUCAUUAUGGGACAGAGAUCAGGCCAAGUCUGGAAUCACUAGGUUAUCACUGUGAAUAUAAGAUGAAGACAGGAAGUAAACCUGAUGGCUGUGCCAUCUGCUUCAAACACUCCAAAUUUUCACUCUUAUCUGUGAACCCAGUGGAGUUCUGCCGCCGUGAUAUUCCUCUGUUGGACAGAGACAACAUUGGAUUAGUUUUACUCCUGCAGCCCAAAAUCGCUCGUGCUGCCCCUCCCUCCAUCUGUAUAGCUAACACACAUCUGCUGUACAACCCACGGCGAGGUGAUAUUAAGCUGACCCAGCUGGCAAUGCUGCUGGCAGAGAUUUCCAGUGUGGCCCAUCAGAAAGAUGGCAGCUUCUGUCCCAUCAUCAUGUGUGGUGACUUUAAUUCUGUUCCUGGUUCUCCACUCUAUAGUUUCAUAAAGGAAGGAAAACUGAAUUAUGAAGGACUUGCCAUUGGAAAGGUAUCUGGCCAGGAACAGUCUUCACGGGGACAAAGAAUCUUAUCUAUUCCAAUUUGGCCCCCAAACCUAGGCAUCUCACAGAGCUGCGUGUAUGAGCCACAGCAGGGUCCCAGAGUAGAGAAGACAGACGGCGAGCUGACACAAGCCCAGCUGGAGAAAGCAGAGGUCCUCGAGCCAGCUGAAAAAGUGUCCUCACACCUGCAGCACCACUUCAGCUUGUCGUCUGUGUAUUCACAUUACUCUCCUGACACUGGAGUUCCAGAGGUGACCACCUGCCACUCCCGGAGCGCCAUAACUGUGGACUAUAUUUUCUACUCUGCGAAAAAGGAUGGCACUGCUGGGGGCCGAGGAGCUGAAGUUGCUUUGGUUGGUGGCUUGAAACUUCUAGCUAGACUGUCACUUCUUACAGAACAAGACCUGUGGACUGUGAAUGGCCUUCCCAAUGAGCACAACUCCUCAGAUCACCUGCCUUUACUGGCCAAGUUCAGGCUUGAGCUCUGACAGUAGCUGUUACUGUCUGUACUCUUUUCAAAGGCUGGAAAGAUAUUAAUGGUUUGCAUGCUGUUCAAUUUUGUGCUGUGAGGUUCUGAAUUUCUCUUAUAUGCUUGAAACAGAUUGGAAGAAACAAGUUUAUAACAGUUUUUUACUGAAAUAUUUUUGUGAUAACUGAUGUCUAAACACUUUAUUAUAAAGAGGUGUAAAUGACUUCUGAGUCCUGGUAAAGUUGACAGCAUUUUUAAAAUGUGCUUCACUUCCUUGGUCCUGCAGAUAGGAAUUCAGUGCUUUUCUGUAUAUCUGGUGGUCCUGCCAGGACUUGUAAAGCUCAGGUUGUUGCCUUUUCUGGAGGCCUGAUUUCCCUAGGAGAAGCCUAUGCUAGCUGAGAGCUGGCGGGUUCUUAGAAGUCCCUGGGUCACUCAUCUACAGCGUUCACCCACAGUAGCUUCUGGAGAGGCUGGAAAAUGCUCUUGAGUUGUAGAGAGUACUUGGCCCACUUCCCUGCCAUCCUGAGCGAUGGGGUAUACCUACACUUUGUUAAGAGUUGAGAAGAGAGAGCUAGGCUGUUAGCCACGUAUGGUGGCACAUACCUGUAACCUUAGUACUUGGAAUGUGGAGGCAGGAAGAAUAGCUCUUAAAAAGACAACAAAAAAGAGGCAAUGUUCUUUAUGUAAGUCCACUCCUGCACUGGACAGGGGUUGCCCCAAGGAAAGCAGAUGAGCCAUGUGUGACCACGAGCGCCUUUAAUUCCAGCACCUGGGAGACAGAGGCAGGAGGAUCACUGUAUAUUCCAGGCUAGCCAGGGCUACACAGCAAGACCCUGUCUCAAAGACAGAGAAAAAGGAAGCAGACCCCAAGUUAUACCUCUAUCCCCCUGCACUUUCCUGUUUAGUGACAAGUAGAAAGCCCUUGGGUCAGGAGUGACAUUUUGUUGAGCCAAUUUUGUAUAAAUUAGAAAAAUGGUCUUUGGAAGGAAGUGGCAGCUCCACAGCUAUUUGCCUCCAACGUGCACAGAACCAGAGCGAGAGAGGUGUGGCUUAGACCUGGGAGCCCACACUCCACGCUCUUUGCAACCAAUGAACUAUUGGCUGCCGUGCUGGGCGUCCUGGUGCCGUGGUGCAGUGGUGCAACGUGGCACUGCACUGUCCCUGAAGCUCACAGCUGCCGAGCCGUGCCAGCCCUGCACAAGAGUGGGUAAGAGAACUUUAAAUGGAAGUAGAAAUUUCCUCUGCUUUUUAAGGUAGUAAAUCAGAUUUCAGGCAUUUUUACUAAGUCAUUACUGUGCAGUAAAUCACAAAUGUUUUCUACAGUGAGUUUUAUUAGUAGAGUUUAGACGUUAAGUUUUUGCAGUUUACCUUUUUAACUCAUUUAUGACAAUUAUUUUAAGCCUACUGGAUGACUGCCUCAGAAGGUGUGCAGAUGGUAAAGGUGUGCCCAGUGAAAACUGCAGUGAGCAAACUCUCUCACUUUGGCUUUUGUGAAGAGUGUUAACUGUAGUGCCAGGAUGCCCAGUUUUAAUAGUACUUUGUGGAGUGUAAAGGGUCCUGGGUAGAAGACAUAAUUAUCAAAUUUCAGUGGUAAUUGUCCCUAUUUAAUAUGGGGAGUUUUUGAGUGAAUCCUAUAAACAUCAUUGCUGGCAAACUAACAUUCCUGAAAACCUCUGUAAAGUUUUUAUAUCCUGAUGAAUAUUUUGUGAAUUGAGGCCCAUUUCAUGUAUGCACUUUGAUACAGUUAAUGUGUAAAUUGCUGUUGGCUUAUCAAUAUUGUGGCCACAGGACACUUCUCACGAGCUUUUAAAGCUCCAAUAAAAUGAUCUAUUUUCUCUACUAUUCUUGACAGAAGGGCUGGCAGCUCCUCUGGGCUUGUGUUGAUCUGCCAAGCACAAGUUGAUCUGGCUGACAGCAGAAGUCAUAUCUCGGUCUCAAGUGUGUGCUACCCAUGUGCCUGGUGUGUGUGUGCGUGCUUGGGAGUGUACGUGUGUUUGCACAUGUGUGUCUAGAGGCCAGAGGUGAGCCUUGGUAUUAUUCCUCGGGAGCCACCCAUCUUUUAUUUUAAGACAGGGUCUCGCUGGCCUAGACUAUGCCAAAGUAGAAUAAGCUGGCAAGCCAGCAAGGCCCACAGGUCCUCCUGUCUGCCUCCCUCACAUCUUCUCAUGUGGGUCCUGGGGAUCACACUCGGGUCUUCUCACUGAGCCAUCUCUCAGCCUCCUGCUGGCCAAGUCUGAAAUGCAGAGGGAACUAUAAAGUGACAUUAUAGUUUCUACUGCCCCUUUUGCCAUUAAGACAAUAGAUGUGCUGGAAAUGUGUCUUUCAGGAUUUAGUCUGCUAGCUUUUAAUCUUUUCUUCUUAAGUUAUACAGCAUCGAGUCCUUUGUACUGUGUGCCUGUAAGCUGUAAUAAAGUAAUUUUUGCACA